Molecule: messenger RNA, 804 nt
Organism: Rotaria socialis
Lineage: Eukaryota; Metazoa; Rotifera; Eurotatoria; Philodinida; Philodinidae
Source: the annotation of a GenBank genome assembly
AUGUCUCAUCAUCAUCAUCAUCAUCAUCAUCAUCUAAAAAGAUUACAACAUGAUGUGAAUCCUGAUUUACAUUCAUCUUCAUAUAAUCAGCAUGCUCCACAUUCAACUAAGCAACAUAAAGAUUCACUUGAUCAUCGUUCACGAAUCCCAAAUGAGGAAAUUAUUCGUGAAUCAAUUCAAAAUUUCACGCUUUCUGCUAAUAACAAAACGAAACUCUCUCGACCAUUUAAUCCAGGUCCACAACGAGCACGUCGUGGUGGUAGCAGGCAUAAUGGCCAUCAUUGGCAUUCAUCAUCGCUAUCAUUACCCAAACGAACGAUCAAUUAUGAUCUAGCUGAAAGUUUUAUGGAUCAUUCAACAAAUGGCUUAUCAUCUGAUUUAUAUAAAAUAAAAUUCAAACAUUCAACAAAAAUAUGGCCAAAUGGUCGCUUCAUGAAUUAUAAAGAAAAACUUGAUAAAUCAGAUGGAAAUAUGAUUGAUAUAAUAUGCACACGUACUUUUCCGGUGGUAGCUAAAAGAAAAAAGAUACAAGAAGUAAAUCAGAAUGAACGAAACAAUCAACAAAAUAUUUCAAUGGUAAUAGCAACAGCACAAUUAUUAAACUCAUUGGAUCCAGUUAUUCAAGAAGAAAAGAGAAAACAAGUUAAUCAACAAUCAAAUUUUUAUGCUAAUUUAUUUGGUGGUCGAAAAAUUCCUCGAUUACCAACAACUGCUCAAAUUAAAAAAAUGGAUCCACCUACUACAUCAACACCAUUAGUUUCAACGUCAUUAUUAACCGAUAACUAUGAACACCAUCCAUCUUAA